Molecule: messenger RNA, 2656 nt
Organism: Folsomia candida
Lineage: Eukaryota; Metazoa; Arthropoda; Collembola; Entomobryomorpha; Isotomidae
Product: zinc finger protein ubi-d4
Exons: 14
Coding region: 221-2026 (601 amino acids)
Biological process (GO): nervous system development
Cellular component (GO): nBAF complex
Source: RefSeq, a predicted model, not a curated record
CCUGCUGCUAUUGACGUUGUGUGUGAAUGGGACACGAACGCCAAAAUCUGGUUUCAUUCAGCAAAGCAACAAACAGCUCUAGUCGCCUCGUCGGACGGACGGACGAAGUGGGUGGAUUAUCUUUAUUUUUGACGAGUGAUAAGAUGACAUUUGAAAUAUACGAAGUAUGACGUGAUGAAAUAAUUCACUAUCAACUAAUCAACAAAACAGCUACAACGACAUGGCUGGCUUGGAAAUUACUGUGAAUCCGGAAGUCAUUCGGAAAAUCCAAGGAUAUUUCAAUGAUCCAAGUUACAAAGAAAUGGUGGAAAAUGCGGCGCAAUUCAAUUCCAGGCUUGGCGCAGAACGGACGAUGCGACUGCCGUUUUUGGAUAAUCAAACUGGCGUUGCCCAAAACCACUCUAAUCUGUUUAUGGAACCUCACCAACGCCUCCCUGGCAUGAAGGAGGGUCAAAUUUACACAUAUCCUUCAAAGAGAUGGCAAAAGAAGCGGAGACAGUAUCUCCACAAUUUUAUGCAGCCAAGGUUUAAUCUUCGGAAAGAAAAUGGCGAUGGCGGAGAGGGGCCAUCGUCGGGAGCUCUGUUGGAAAACUCCUCCUUUACAGCUGGUCCAAGUAGUGGCUCAAGUGGUGGUGUUGGGCCUAUUCCUUCUAGUACCUCAGGGCCAAUGAUUGGAGGUGCAGGGGGUGGUGGUGCAAGUUGUGGAAAUCCGACGAAUAUUCAACAAGAACAAGAGAGCAGCAACAAGGAGACGCCAAAACCUGAUCCAGAGAUCACAAAGCAAGAUUGGUUUUACGACGAGCUUGAUGUGCCAGAUGCUGGAGAAUUUGAUGAACCCGAUGCUGACUCUGAUUACGAUUAUGAGGAAAGUUAUAGCAGCAAGAGAAAGAAAAAGAAGACCCCCGCAAAGACUCCUCGUCAACAGAAUAAGAAUAGAAGAAAGAUCACGUACGACCCUAUUGGCGACUCGGAAAAACCAUUUGCUUGUGAUUUAUGCGGAGCGAGGUAUAAGACACGCCCAGGACUAACUUAUCAUUAUACUCACUCUCACAAAGAAAAGGAAGACGAUGAAGAAGAAAUGGAUAUGGAUAAGCGUGGUGGCGAUGAAGCUUCAAGACGAAGAAGCGGAGGAGGAGGAAAUAUGCCCCCACCGAUUCUUCACCCUCAACAACCGAUGCCUCCAACACUUCAACCCCAGCAGCCCAUGUCACCGUCACAUCACAUGGGAAUGGGUCCAAUGCCUCCACCAUCAAUGAUGCACCAGCAUCACCACCAUCCUCCCCCGCCCCAUUUGGUACCUCAGCAACCUCACCCACAUAUGCCACCACAUCACCAAAUGUAUCAUCAUCAACCUCCACCAGGCAGCAACAUGCCCCCUCCUGGGAGUUAUCAUCAUCAGCAGCAAGGCAUGUCUUCCCAGCCACCCCAACAGCAACAACAACAUCCUCAUGCGGGUAGUCAUCCCGGACUUAUGGGGGGCCCCAUGGGUUCAAGACCUCCAAUUAUGCAACAUCCAGGAUCAAGUGGAGGAAACCAUCCUCAACCGGGAGGAAUGAAUCAUCCUGGUCCAGGGGGUGUGUCUUCUUCUGGGCCUUCAAAUUCAGGAGGUGGCCCAGGAGGACCAGUAACAGACGACCCAAAUUUCCCAAGAAAAAUGGAUGACGGAAAGCCUCGGGUGCCACCAUCUCCUUACUGUGACUUUUGUUUGGGGGAUGCUGUUGAAAAUAAAAAAUCUGGCAUCCCCGAAGAACUGGUGUCGUGUUCUGAUUGUGGACGGUCAGGUCAUCCGACUUGUUUGCAAUUUACAAACAACAUGAUCAUCUCCGUCAAAAAGUAUCGCUGGCAAUGCAUUGAAUGCAAGUGCUGCUCACUAUGUGGCACCUCAGACAAUGACGAUCAAUUAUUGUUCUGUGACGAUUGUGAUCGCGGUUAUCAUAUGUACUGUUUAGUACCCAAGUUGGAUGCACCUCCCGAAGGGUCUUGGAGUUGCACGUUAUGCCUGGGAGAAUUUCAUCACAAAAAGUAAAAUAUCUCGAAUCCAAAAAAUAAUAUGCGUUGUAUUUGUAUGUGUAGUGUUUGUGACAUAAGAUAAUACCUAUACCUUAUUCAAUUUUAAUAGUUAUAGUUGCAGAUUUUUUGCUAGUAUAUUUAUUCGAGAUUGGUACUUAUUAAUAUUUUUUGUUAUUAAUUUAACUUAACUAAUUUUUAUGGACUUGAUUUUUUUGUUAGAAUUUUCAAUAAAUGUGAUUUAUUUCAUUCAUGUAACAAAGUUACAACGAGUUCAAAAUAUUGAUAAAAUUAAAGAGGGCCCUCAUAAAUAUUUUGGUUUGCUGUUUAAAAAACAACGAGAUUGCCUGAAAUACAUAAUAUGCACAAGACUACAAUGUAUUUAUUGAGCAGAACAUCUUGUGUAUUGUAAAUAAAUUAGUAAGUUAAUACGGUAUGUACUUAAAAAAUCUGUGUAUGUAUAUGCAUAUUUCUUGUUUCACUUGUUUGGGACGUAUUACAUAGUAAUACAUAUUGUUUAAGCUAUUAUCAUUCAAUAGAUUAAUUACUCUUUCAUACAUAAUUAUUUUAAAUGAGUUGAUGUAUACCAAUUCAGUCUUGUUAUCAGUAUUAUUUAGAGAAAAAGAUGAAUAAACAACAAAAGUCUACC